This is a messenger RNA of Coprinopsis cinerea okayama7#130, 1110 nucleotides long. RefSeq lists its product as hypothetical. The coding region runs from base 1 to 1110 and encodes 369 amino acids. The record is from RefSeq and is a predicted model, not a curated record. The transcript has 18 exons. NCBI's taxonomy places the organism in Eukaryota, Fungi, Basidiomycota, Agaricomycetes, Agaricales, Psathyrellaceae.
AUGGUCUGCCCCGUGCAGGAGGGAGGAGACCCCCGAUUCCCUCUCAGCUUUGAGCCAAGUUUCCACCGAAUGCAAGGGUCUCAGAUGAUAGCAGCAUACGUCAAUAUCUUGCUGUGUGGAUUCGGUAUACUGCUGACUGCCCGCUACUUUCAACGAUAUUCCAAGAAUGAUGGAUGGAUCCUCAAGACCGUCGUGGGGGCAAUCAUCACGUUAGGCAUCGUGGAAACCAUCUUCACCAGUGUUCAGUCGUAUGACACUCUAGUCUCGAAGUGGGGGAAAUGCGAUAUGUUGGAUGAGAUAAUUCCAUCAGUUCCCGGAAAAUACCUUUGCGUCUAUCUCACUGCAUGUAUCGCCCAAUUAUUCUUGGCCAGUCGAAUUUGGCUCGUCGGGAAAUCCUGCGGAAGUUCAUGGCGGUUCAUGGUCAUCCCUGUGGUCGCCUUUUCCAUCUUCCAACUCGGAGGAGGUCUGGUCGUCGUAGCGCUCAUGAUCAAGACUUUGUCAUUCAAGCAACUUUCUUUGAACGUUCUCGUCCUUAGGGUGGGAACGGCGAUACAAGGCGGGGGUUCUGCCGUUGCAGACGUCUUGAUCACCAUUGGCCUGGUAGCAAUCUUCAGAACCCAUGCAGGCAUGUCAAGGAUUAACAGGAGCAAAUCGUUACUAUCGCGUUUGGCGCGCCUUUUCAUCCACAGAGCUUUUGCUACAAGCAUAUUGGCAGUGCUGAGUAUAUUCCUGGUGAGUUUCUCUCAUAUCACUGGGUAUGGAAAGCGUGGACUGAGGGCCGCCAAGUACUUCCAUGCUUCAGGAACCUACUACUUUAUGAUCCCCCUCCUGGCCAACACUCAUGUUUAUAUCAUAUCAGUAGUCGCCAUGUACGUCCAAAACCCACCAACAGAACCGAAGCUCAUGUUACACGUCGCCAGCCUUACUUCACGAGACGGAAUACGCCGUGAAAUGAACCGUUCAGUACACAUUUCCGAUUUGGUUCUGGAAGUUCCUGUGGACUCCGAAUCUGAAUCGCACCAAUCGUCAAGGUCAACCCGUGAGCACUCUGGGGGUGAUGCUGACAUGGAAGGAACGAAACCCAGAUUGGAGCGUAUCGAAAGUCCUUAG